This is a messenger RNA of Plasmodium berghei ANKA, 4458 nucleotides long. RefSeq names its product AP2 domain transcription factor, putative. The transcript has a single exon. Lineage: Eukaryota; Apicomplexa; Aconoidasida; Haemosporida; Plasmodiidae. Bases 1 to 4458 code for a protein of 1485 amino acids. Gene Ontology annotation, molecular function: DNA-binding transcription factor activity. The record is from RefSeq and is a predicted model, not a curated record. Gene Ontology annotation, biological process: regulation of DNA-templated transcription.
AUGAACGAUGAAAUGUGUGCAAAAGGAAAUUUGCAUGUUGGAAAAUUACGAAACAUAAAGGAUGACUAUGGAAAUGAAAAUAAUGGAUAUAAUUCUUAUGAUCCAUUAGAUGCAAAAAUUCAAACUCGAGAAAAUGAUGAUUUAGAAACAAAUGAUUCUAUAUCUAGACAAUCCGUAAAUGAUUAUGAUUGCUUAGAAAAUUCAAAUAAUGAUAUAUAUAUAAAACAAGGAAAUAUUAGAAAUAGAGAAAAUGCAUCAAAAAAUGAUGAAGAAAACUUUAAUUCAGCUAUUAAUAAUUCAAAAAUUAAAGUAUUUAAUAUGAAUUAUAAAAAUAAUUAUAACAAGCAAUAUGAAGAAUCAUAUAUUGCAUGUAAUAAUGCAAAGAAUAAAAUAUUUGAUGAUGAUGCUGACGAAUAUGAUGAAGAUAAUGAUGAUGUUAAUGAUAAUAGAAAAAUAGAUUCCAAAAGAAGUAACAUAAAUCAACAAAAAUCAUCUCAAAAUAUUUCAAAUAGUAAUGAUAGCAAAAAUGAUAUAAUUUUAAAAUAUCAAGAAAAUUAUGAAGGGAUAAAUAUGAGAAAUGGAAGUAAAAUUCGAAUUAUUAAUAGGGAAGAGAUCAAUGAAAAUAAUUCAAAAUAUUAUGAUGAAUAUUCAGGACAAUAUGACAAUGAUAUUUCUUAUGAAAUGAAUCAAAAAAGCAAUAGUUCACAAUAUAGAAAUAAUAACAUAGACUUAUCAAAAAAUGGAAGAAAUAAAAAAAAAAAAACUAAUGAUAAUACAUAUUACUAUGGCGAGGUGAAUACAGAUGUGUAUAAUAUAAAAAAAAGUACAAAUAUUGAUAAAUUAACAAAAAAACAAUUAAUAGCAUAUAUAAAAAAUAAUUCACGAGAAGACGGUGAUGAAAUUACUAAUAAUAUGAUGCAAUUUGAUGAAAAAAAUGAAAUGAAUCAAAAUUUUAUUGAAGCAUUACGAGAAAAUUGCGCAAACAAUGAACAUAAUUAUUCGGAUGAUUUAUAUUUAUUUAAUCAAAAUUAUUCUUAUAAAAAUAAUGGAAAUAAUAUAAUUAAUGGUAAAAUUAUAAAUGCGCGAGAAAAAAAAAAAAGAAAUCGAUUUUCUACAUUUUCUUCUACAAAUAAUAAUAACAAUAACACUGAUUAUAAUGUAUUGAAUAGAGUAGAUGAAGACGGACAAUUUCAAAACGAUCAUAUCCCUAGUGAUAAUGAUGAAGAUAUGCACACUAAUAUAUAUGAUAGUAAUAAAUUUGUAAAAAUACAUAAUAAUAUAAAUCGUGCAGAAGAAUUAAAUGAUAUAGACAGUAUACAUACAGCUAAUAUAAAAAGCGAAAUUAUGAGUAAAGAUUUAAAAAAAAAAAAUAAAAUGAGUAUUAAUAAUUCAAAUGAGAAUAUUAUAAAUGAUAAAAUAAUAGGUAGAAUUAUAAAUAAAAAUGGCAUAAACACAAAUUUUGAAACAAAUGAAAAUAAUGUUGCAGAUAACGUAGUCAGUUCUGAAUUUGUAUAUAAAAUGAAUAUGGAUGGAAGAAAUAAUAAUGGAUAUAUAAAAGAAAAUAAUACACGCAUAGAUGAUGAGAGUGGAGAAUUGAUGCAUGAUGUAAAAGGCUAUGAAUCUGGUGAUAUAUGUAAUAGUAAUAAUACAAAAUUUCAUGAAUUAAUAAAAAAUGAUAAAAAAAGAAAAGAAUAUAUAUCUGAAAUGAAAAAUAAAGAAAACAUUUUAAAUAGUAAUAAUGAAAAUUACUUUAAAUUACACUCAAAUUUACCAAGUAAUUUAUUAAGUACUAGUACAAGUAGCAGCUACAGCAAUGAUAAUGUAAAAACAAAUACUCAGAAUUAUAGUAUAAAUGAAUUAUCUUCAAAUGCAUUUACUAAUAAAUAUUAUGGUGAUGAAACGUUACCAAGUAAUUUGAAUAUAAAUGAAGAAUUGAAUAAAACACACACAAGUUUUAAUUCUAUGCCAUUUGAUAAAAAAAAAAGAGGAAAAAGCGAAAGCAAAAAAUUUGCUAUAAAUUCAUAUAAUAACACAUUUGAACCAAAUUCAAAUACCAUUAGCUAUAUGAAUAUGAAAGAAAUUAAUAACGAUUUAAUAAAUGUAAAAAGAUUAAAGCACAUGAACAAGGAAAAUAGGAUAAACAUGGAUGAUACACUAGACACCAGUAUUAUGUUUGAUGAUGAAUAUCUAACCAAUGAAAUAGAAAAUAAAAAAAAUAUAAAUCUCAAUAAUACUAAUUCUAAUAUGAUUAGAACUAAUACUCAGAAUUUUAAUUCAAACUUAAAUCCCAAAAAUAAAAUUCAUGAUGAUGAUAUGAUAUCCCAUGAUGAAAGCAAAUAUAAUAGACGAAUAAAUAAAGCAGGGAAUAAUUCAUAUAUUUUAAGAAAAGAUAAUACUUGUGAUAUUAAGAAUAAUAAUAUAUUGUGGCAAAAUGAUGAUGAAAUAUGUGCACAAAUGGAAAUGGGAUAUAAUGAAAAAAUAAAUAAUACUUCCGUGAAUAAAUAUAAAGCUGGAAAUAUAAUGGGUAAUAAUAAAGAUGAUGAUGAGAAAUUCGAACGAAGUAUAUUAUUUAAAAGCAAAAGCUAUAGUGAAAAGGAUAAACUUGCAAAUCUUUAUUUAAAUAAAAAAACAUCUGUUUUCUCUGAAUGUAAUGAUGAUGAGUAUGAUCAAGAAAAUACAACAAAGAAGCAUAAAUUACAAAACCCAAGUUAUAUUCAUAGUAAUGAUAAUAAAUUUUUAUUAAAUAGAACAAAAAGUCUAAAUAUGGAUCUAAAUAGAUUGACAAAAGAUCAAGAAGAAUAUGAUAUUAAACAAAAUGGAGACGAUAAUCAUAUUAAUUCAUAUUCUAGUAGAGAAAAUAAUAGAGAUGAUGGUAUGAUUAAUGUUACUGAAGAACAUAUGUUAAAUUCAAACCCUCUUGGAUCUGAACCUCCAUUAGGUGAAAUGCUUAAUUUACCAAAAGUAGGAAAUAGAAAAAAAUACGGUUUAAUAAAUAAGGUUGAAAAAGAAUGUAAUGAAAACGAUGAUCAAGAGAUUGGACUGUCAAAUGAUUUGUCAAAUCCAAUUCAUGGAAAUCUUAUCAACGGCCUAAAUGCCGAGGUGCAUAAUGAUACAAAUAACGAUCCAGUGGAUGAUAAUAUAAAUGAAGUGCAUAAUGCCAUGAGCAGUAAUAAAUCAAGUAAUAGUAUUUCUAAUGAAAGAUCCAGCAAUAUUGUUUCAAGUUCCAAACCCCCAAUUGAUAUAAGUGUGUGCACAUUGGCUAAUUGCCCAACGCAUAACCCUCAAGGUUAUACUAAAACUUUAUCAAGAAAAGGAGAUGCGCAAGGAGAUGCACAGGAAGAAAGUGAAGAAUUGAAAAGAAUACCAGGAGUAUAUUAUGAUAAAAAUUCACAAAGAUGGUUUGGUGAACAUAAAAUAAAUGGUGUUAAAUGCGCUCAGAGUUUUGCUGUGAAAAAACAUGGAUGUGAAGAAGCAAAAAGAUUAGCUAUUGAAUGGAAAAAGGCUAGAAUUAGAGGAGAAGCAUGGGAUAGAUUUGUAAAUAAAAAGAAAAAGAGUAAUAAUAAUAAUAGUUGCAUAAACAAAGCAGCAAAAACUAAUAGGGAAUCAGUAGAAGAAUUAAGAAUAAAAUAUUUAUCUAUGAGCAAAAAUAUGCCAAAAGUUAGAGGAGUAUGGUUUAAUUCGACACCACAAAGAAUGGGAUGGGUAGGACAAGCAUAUAAAAAAUGUAAAAGAAUUGAAAGAAUUUUUUCAGUUAAUAAGUAUGGAUUUGAAGGGGCACGGAAACUAGCUAUUGCAUUUAGAAAUUCACAAAAACCAUCUAAUGAAGAUAGUGAUGAAGAUAGUUCAUCAAAAGAUGAUAAAGGAAUUUCUAAAAAUGAAGAUAACAUAAAUAAUUAUGAUUACAAAAAUAAUUAUUCCAAUGAUAUAAGUGAUAUAAAACACGAUAAUAAUAAUAAUAAUACCCAUAGUAAUAACAUGGCUGCUAUGUCUACUGCUGAUACAACUUCAAGUAAUCAUAAUAAAAACGAAGAUGACUAUGAUGAUGAUAAUGUUAAUUGCAAUGGGGAUAAUAUAAAAAAUUCUGGCACAAAAGAUACAAGAAUAAAUUUAUGUAGAGAUGCUAUAUUAUUUAUCUUACAUGAUUUAGAGACUAUAUUAGAAUUAAACACGCCUAUGCUAAAUAAAAACGCGAAUAUAUAUAAAGUAUGCAUAAAGCACCAUUUAAAUUAUUUAACAUUAAUAAAACAUGAAGAACAAAUUAUUCCCUAUUUAAACGUUUUUGGGGAUUAUAUACAAAAAUGUAUUUUACCAACUGAUUUACCAUAUGCUGAACUUUAUGUUCUCAUUGAUUCAUUAAUUCAUAGUGAUAUAUUGCCUUCAUUUGAUCAUAAAGAAAAUUUCUCCGAAUAUUCAGUUGCCGAAGAUCCGGGAAUCAUAACUCCAUCAAUGUUGUUAUGA